Molecule: messenger RNA, 1468 nt
Organism: Erigeron canadensis
Lineage: Eukaryota; Viridiplantae; Streptophyta; Magnoliopsida; Asterales; Asteraceae
Product: zinc finger CCCH domain-containing protein 16-like
Exons: 10
Coding region: 182-1288 (368 amino acids)
Biological process (GO): protein polyubiquitination
Molecular function (GO): metal ion binding; ubiquitin protein ligase activity
Source: RefSeq, a predicted model, not a curated record
ACUUUGGGAGGUAAAAUAAUACUCCACCGUAUUACGCAACUCGGUCACCGGCUACGCGGCUAUGGACGGCAGUCAGAUCAUACAUAUAUACAUAGCAUCAGAAUCAGAAUCAGAAAGAAAAAGAAAACAUAGGGACGCUUGAAAAUAUACAUAUACGUACAUAUAUGAUAUACAUAUAAACAUGCAUCCCCGGAAAGAACUUUGCCGGAACUUCCAGCGUGGCUACUGUCAAUAUGGUGAACGUUGCAGAUUUCUUCAUGCUAGUCAACAACAGCAAGCAAAGCCAAACCCUUUUGGACUUGGUACACAAAGCACUAAUAGUUCUCAACCUCAAAAACCCAAUCCGUUUGGGUUCGGUGUUAAGAAUAAUAGCCAAACCGCAUUUAACUCUAAUCAGUUCAAGCCUGGUGAAAAUAAGUGGAGUCGAUUUGGCCCAACAAAUGCUCCAGCCUCACAAAAAGAGGAUAAGCAGUCUUCGGCGCUUAACCACGUGUGCACAGAUUCAGAGUCCUGCAAGCGCCAAAUUGCUGAAGAUCUAAACGAGAAACCAGUUUGGAAACUUACAUGUUACGGUCACUCUAGAAAUGGCCCUUGUGACAUUGUUGGAGAUAUUAGCUAUGAAGAAUUACGAGCUGUUGUAUAUGAUGAAGUUAAACGUGGGACGAGCAUGCAGUCGAUUGUGGAGAGAGAGAGGAGCUUACUUAAUUCCAAGUUGAUUGAAUUUGAAAAUUUACUUUGUAAUCCCUAUCCAUCUCCACAAAAUUCAACCCUUACUACCCAGAAUGCCUUUUCCGGAACUAAUGUCCCUUCUUCGGCUCCGGGUUUCAGCCAAGUGGGUACAAACUUCAAUUCUGGAGCUAAUACAAAUGUAUUCUCUCAAACAAUUCAAAAUAGAGGCCCAACUCCAGUUACAAGUUUCAGUCAAUUGAAUACAAACUUCAAUACAAGUUUUCAAAUGAGUCCGGAUGCUCCAAAUAAUGCUUCUGGGCCAGUAAGUCAGUUCCAAGCUCCUACUCAUAUUUCAACUCCAUCCCAGAACAGCUUUGCUUUUGGAAUUCCAGGUCAACUGAGCGGUCAACCCUCUAAACAGUCAUUUGUUAGCUCCUUCCCCGCCUCGACAAGUAGCUUCACCAACCCGUUCCCUGUCGCUGCAACUUCACAAAAUCCUUCUGCUACGCAAGACCUUCCAAGUGCAAGUAGUAAUAAUGACUACAGUAUAUGGUUAAAAGACAAAUGGAGAGCGGGAGAGAUUCCUGAAGAAGCCCCUCCAGAUGGAGUCGUUUAUUAGCCAAGAAGAAAGUUUCAUUUUUUUCCACUUUCCAUUGAAAUAUAUCCAAACUUUAUGUAGUUGUUUUUUUUAAAAAUUUUUCCCGGGACCAAACUGUAGCCUUUUAUACAAAUGAAAUGUCAUAAACAUGACAAGAACAUUAUGGGUUUUGUGUUGUUAUUUACAUUUAUUUUUUGGUAA